Molecule: messenger RNA, 1719 nt
Organism: Trichomonas vaginalis G3
Lineage: Eukaryota; Parabasalia; Trichomonadida; Trichomonadidae
Product: keratin-associated protein family
Exons: 1
Source: RefSeq, a predicted model, not a curated record
UAUGAUGACGACCAUGACCCCGAACACGGCGAAGAAGAAGUUUUACAAACAUCCAUUAAGACAGGAAAGGUUUUAACACAAAGUCUCAUUAUUGACACCAAAGAUGGCGAAGUGGACGUUCUUCAAGAGCUGAAGAAAAAUACUUCUUCGGGAGGUGGUGGUAGGCAUGAACUUGAAAUAAAUGAGAUAGAAGAGAAAUUAGCCGAAAAAGCAGAUAAAGAACAUAAACACAAUAUCUCCGAUAUAAAUGAACUUCAAGCUACAUUAAAUAGUAAAGCGGACAAAAAUGAACUUGACGCAAUGAACAAAGUUUUGAAAUCUCAUAAACACAAUAUCUCCGAUAUAAAUGAACUUCAAGCUACAUUAAAUAGUAAAGCGGACAAGAACCAUGUUCAUUAUAUAAGUUCAGACGAACAGAUUAUAACGGACUAUCAUGGAUAUUUAACACAGGGUGAAAAAGUGAAGACGAAAAAUGUUAAUGAAAGAAGAUAUAAAUUCAUUCGUGCUAAAGGUUAUGACAUACACUGUACUGUACAGUAUGACACAGGUAUAGCACCACAAACAUUUGGUUAUAACGCUGAAAUUUAUGCUUCAUACUUCUUUGUUAACGGUGUAUUAGUUGAACCAAGAUUUAUGUUAAGAGUUAAGGCAAAAAUAACUUUUGAAGAUGCUAUUAAAAGUAAAGCUGACAAAAAUGAACUUGACGCAAUGAACAAAGUUUUGAAAUCUCAUAAACACAAUAUCUACGAUAUAAAUGAACUUCAAACUUCUUUAGACAGUAAAGCAGACAAAAACCAUACACAUGAAUCCUUCACUACUGUUAGAGCUGAUGACAUAAUACUGAACUUUGACCUUGGUUCAAGUGCACCUUUAGAGAAUCCAAGUACAAGCGUAAAAGACACGCUUAACAGUUUAGAUAACAGUUGCAGGAACAUUGAAGGUCAUGCCAGAAACUUUGAAGCACAUGAACUACCAGCAAUGUUAGAUAAGAAAGCCGACAAAACUUAUGUAGAUGAAAAUUAUGCAAAGAAGUCGGAAGUAAAUGAUAAAAUUAAUGGAAAAGCUGAUAAAGAGCAUGUGCAUGAAGAAUUUCAAACAAUCAGGAUUAAAGAAAUUAAUGCAUACAUUGAAGAAGUAACAAAAACAGGAAGAGACGGUGCAACUGUACAAGAACAAAGAAUUUAUCCUCCUACUUUUCCUAAUGGUUUAAUAACAAACAAUAUAAAUAUUGUAGACGGCGAUGGCUUUAUAAAUGUUAAACAUGAACUUCAAACAAUGAAGACUCAGAUUCUUGAAACCAUAUAUCCUAUAGGCUCUAUUUAUACGUCAAUGAAUUCAACAAAUCCGGCAAGUGUUUUAGGUUUUGGUACGUGGGAACAGAUUGUAGAUAAAUUCCUCUAUUGUGCGAACUCUUCAAAGCAAACAGGUGGUUCGAAGAAAAUUAAAGAAGCAAACCUUCCACCGCACACUCAUACAGGAACUACAAACUUUUCUGGCGACCAUAGCCACUCAUUAAGAGACCACCCAUUAUACAACUCAGAAUAUGAAGCUGGCAAUGACGUUUUAUCUCCAUCUUAUAACAAUGCAGCAAAAAAGAUUUUUCGACCAACUGAACCAGGAGGAAAUCAUUCACACACUUUCACAACAAAUCCAACAGGCUCGGGUGCAGAUUAUAUGCCACCAUUUGUGACUGUAUUCGCAUGGUACCGCGUUCAAUGA